Molecule: messenger RNA, 1356 nt
Organism: Fusarium coffeatum
Lineage: Eukaryota; Fungi; Ascomycota; Sordariomycetes; Hypocreales; Nectriaceae
Exons: 3
Coding region: 1-1356 (451 amino acids)
Source: RefSeq, a predicted model, not a curated record
AUGAACCGUGCCACCCUUACCGCCGCCAUCUUCCUGGGGCUAGUCUCCACUGUUGCUUCACAAGCACAAGGCACAGCAACAGUCGACUUAUCCAAAGAAAUUGGAAAACCUCAAGCCCUCGGCUCAGGCUUCAUCUACGGCUGGCCAGACAAUGGGACCCAUGCCGAUAACUCAAUCCCAGAUGAUCUGGUAACUGCCAUCAAGUUCAAUUCCAACCGUGGAGGCGGUGCACAGAUCCCGUCGCUCGGUUGGGCCACAGGAGGCUACGAAGGAUACCUCGGUCGGUUCAACUCGACCUUAUCCAAUUAUCUCACCACCCGCAAGUACGAUGCUGAUUUCAUACUGCUGCCUCAUGAUCUCUGGGGCGCAGAUGGUGGGCAGGGUUCUGAGUCGCCUUAUCCUGGUGAUAAUGGCAAUUGGACUGAGAUGGAGUUGUUCUGGGGUCAGGUUAUAUCUGACUUGAAGGCGAAUGAUAUGCUUGAAGGACUGGUCAUCGAUGUGUGGAAUGAGCCUGAUAUCGAUAUCUUUUGGGCUCGCUCGUGGUCUCAGUUUCUUGAGUAUUACAAUCGAGCGACACAGCUCUUGAGGAAAGCUCUUCCGGAUACUCUUCUUAGUGGUCCAGCCAAUGCCCAUUCUCCAAGUCUGACAGACGAGAAAUGGCAGGCCUGGCUGGAGUCCGUAGCCGGCAACGAGACAAUCCCCGACCGCUUCUCGUGGCAUCAAAUCGGAACAGGAUCCCGCGAACCCGACACCACUAUCCCAGAUUUCACUACCCUACGAGAGCGCUACGAAGUCCCUGAAAAGCCAAUCGAUAUCAACGAGUAUGCUGCGCUAGAUGAGCAGAACCCAGCCAACUCAGUCUUCUACCUCGCUCAAUUGGAAAGACAUAAUUUGAGAGGUCUGCGUGCCAAUUGGGGUAGCAAAGCUGACCUGCACGAUUGGAUGGCCAAUCUGAUUUACAGAGAUUCGAGUGGAUACUAUCCCAAUGGCGAAUGGCAGGUCUAUAAGUACUACGCUGCUAUGACAGGUGAAAGAGUCGCGACGAAAGCUUCGGAGGAUAGGAAGUUUGAUGUUUUUGCGACAAAGGGUGCUCAAACCAUUAAGAUCCUAGCCGGCACCAGGACUAUCAAGGCACCUUACAACAUCAUUGUUACUGGAUUGGAUGCAGCAAAACUUCCAAAGGAGGGAGAAGUCAAGGUCCAGACCUACCGAUUUGACUGGGCUGGGCCGGAAGGAAAGGUUGGCGACCCUAUUGAUGUCGGGGUGAAGACUUAUUCGUCUUCUUCGAACGCGUUGACGAUUUCAGUUGACCCACCUACCAAUUCCACUGCUUUUGCUUAUGAAAUCUCGUUGUGA